This is a messenger RNA of Phycomyces blakesleeanus NRRL 1555(-), 5465 nucleotides long. RefSeq lists its product as hypothetical. Lineage: Eukaryota; Fungi; Mucoromycota; Mucoromycetes; Mucorales; Phycomycetaceae. The coding region runs from base 2128 to 5304 and encodes 1058 amino acids. The transcript is spliced from 4 exons. The record is from RefSeq and is a predicted model, not a curated record.
CAUGAGAUUGAUAACACCUUUAACACCGUUACUGAUAAAGUCAAGACUGAUGUUAAGCACACUGAGACCGAGAAGGUUACUGUCAAGGCAAAUGACCUUAUAACCGUUGACACUGUCGAAGUUGAUAGCACCACAAAGAAGGCUACUGAAACCGUGGAAAGCUGGUACAGCAACCUUAAGACCAAACUUUCUUCACUUGUGGAAGUUAAUACUCCAGAAGCCAAGGCUGAAGCAGCAGUUAUAAUUGAAGAGGCAGAAGUUGACUUGAAGAAGAAGUUGGAUGAUAUUAAAGAGACUUCGAAGACCACUACCAAGACCGAAUCUACCGAACACAUUGAUUCUUACUUUGGCCAGCUUACAAACAGUGUUAAGAAACAGCUGACAUCUGUCAAGACAGCCGUAUCAGAGAAUGCUUUCGAGGAUAAGGUUACUUUUGAGAAUUCUUGGAACAAGGGCGAGACCAAGUUGCAGGAAGAAAUUGCUAGCCAUACUGAAGUUGUUAAGACUGAAGCUAAGAAAAAGACUAUUUCCGAGACCCUGGGUAAUGUUGUACUUGGCUCUGCCGCAGUGGCGGCAGGUCUUAUUGGCGUAAUCGGAAUUACCAAGAAGCAUGAUUCCAACAAAAUUGUGAAGACACAAGAAGAAGCUGUUAUUAUUGAGACUACCGAGACUGUUAUUGAAAACACAAGAACCGAGAUCAACAGAUGGUUCUCUACGUUGACUACACAAGUUAUCACCACAUCUGAAGCCAAGAAAACCGAAGAAGUCAGCGUAGUUGUUAAAUCCUAUCAAAAGGAACUGACAGUUAUUGUCGAGCGUGCCAGAGUUGAAGGUGUAAAGCACUGCACCACUAAGAAGGAACGCAAGGAAUACCUAGAACAAUUGGUUGUUAUCGAGCGACUUGCUGCUACCCAGACUACUGAAGUUGAACAAGUUGCAAUCCGCGCAAUAGAGACUGACGCUGAUGUUAAAAGUCAGAUAGAGACAUUAGUUUUAUCUACAACCGAGAAAGUCAAUGAUCAUUUUGACAAGCUCAAGUCUAGCAUUACCUUUUCAUCUGUUGUUCACGCCGAAGAAGUCGUAGAGAAGACCAAGAAAGCUGCAUCCGCUGUCGAAGCCAAGCGUGUCGCUACUGCUGGCUGGUUCUCUAAGCUCACUGAGACCAUCAACUCUCGUAUCCAGGAGGGAGGUGACAAUGUCAAGGAGGAUAUUGCCAAGAUCACCGAGAAGGCUGAAGAGGAGAUCAGCACCGUAUUGAAGGAGGAAGACGAGGAGGACGACGAGACCAUCAAGGGAUCCGUUGGAACUGCUCUUGUUUCUAUCAAGGAUUCAAUUGCUGCCCAGUUGACCCAAGUCAAGAACGUAAUUACCGAGACCACUGACACUUCUGCUCUCCAAGAGAAGUUCACCAAGGUUUCCGAGAAGACCAAGCAGGAGAUUGAUACCACCUUUACUACUGUCACCGACAAGGUUCAGAAUGAUGUCAAGCGAACCGAGAAGGAGAAGUUCACUGUCCAGGCUGUCGAGACCUCAGUUGCCGACACUACCAAGGAAGCUACCGAAACUGUCCAGGGAUGGUAUAGCAACCUCACUACCAAGCUGUCCACUCUUGUUGGCAACGACUCUGAAGAAGCCAAGGCCGAGGCCCAAGUUAUUAUCGCUGAAGCUGAGACUGAAUUGAAGGAGAAGAUCGAUGUCCUUAAGAAGACUUCCAAGACUGAGUCGAAGACAGAGACCAACGAGCAUUUGGAUUCUUACUUCAGCAAGAUCACCGACACUGUCAAGAACCAAUUGACUGCUGUCAAGACUGCUGUUUCUGAGAAUGCCUUCCAGGACAAGACCACUUUCGAAGAGUCUAUCAAGAAGACUGAGACCAAGUUGCAAGAAGACAUCACUACUGAGUCCGAAGUUGUCAAGACCGAGGCCAAGACCAGUAUUGGUCAGACCCUUAGCCGCGCUGUUCUCGGCUCUGCAGCUGCAGUUGCAGGCGCUGUUGGAUUGUCCAAAUUGACCAAGAACUCUAAAGAUACCAAGGUUGUGAAGACCGAUGAUGUCCGCGUUACUUACGAGACAGCCGAUAGUGUUAUUGAGAAGACUAGAACCGAGAUCACCAAGCGUUUCUCUACCAUGACCACUCAAGUCAUUACUACUUCUCAGACCAAGAAGACUGAACAAGUUACAGUUGUUGUCGAGAGUUACAGAAAAGAGCUUACAGUGAUUAUCGAGCAAGCUAGAACCGAAGGUGUUAAGCACUGCACGUCAACAAAGGAUCGCGAAGAAUACCUUGCCCAGCUGACUAUUAUUGAGCAGACAGCCUCUACCCAAACCGUAGAAGUUGAGCAUGUUGCCAUUCAAGCUAUUGAAAACGGCACUGAUGUCAAGAGCCAGCUCGAAACACUGGCCAAGUCUACUACCAAGAAAAUCAAUGAACACUUUGAUGAUCUUAAGAACCGUGUCAAGUUCACUUCUGUUGUUCAUGCCGAAGCCGUUGUACAGAAGACGAAGAAGGCUGCUUCAAUUGUCGAAGCCAAGCGUGUCGCUGCAACAGGCUGGUUCUCCAGACUCACUGAGACCAUUAACUCCCGUAUCCAAGAGGGUGGUGAAAAUGUUAAGGAGGACAUUGCCAAAAUCACUGAGAAGGCUGAGGAGGAGAUCAGCACCGUAUUGAAGGAGGAAGACGAGGAGGACGACGAGACCAUCAAGGGAUCCGUUGGAACUGCUCUUGUUUCCAUCAAGGAUUCAAUUGCUGCCCAGUUGACCCAAGUCAAGAACGUAAUUACCGAGACCACUGAUACUUCUGCUCUCCAAGAGAAGUUCACCGAGGUUUCCGAGAAGACCAAGCAGGAGAUUGAUACCACCUUUACUACUGUAUCCGAGAAAGUCAAGAGCGAUGUCAAGCAAACAGAGAAGGAGAAGGUUACAAUUCAGGUUGAAGAUGUCGAGGUUGUAGAUACAACCGUUGUUGAUACUACCGAGAAGGCCAACGAGACCGUUAAGAGCUGGUACAACAACCUCAAAACCAAGCUUUCUAAACUUGUCGACCGUGACAGUGAAGAGGCCAAGGUUGAGGCUGAUGUAAUUAUUGCUGAAGCCGAAGUCGAAUUGAAGGAGAAGAUCGAUGUACUGAAGAAGACUUCGAAGACCGAGUCCAACACCGAAACAACUGAACAGAUUGACUCUUACUUUGGUAAGCUAACAAACAGUGCCAAGAGCCAGUUGACUGCCGUCAAGACUGCCGUGUCCGAUAACGUGUUCCAGGACAAGACUACCUUUGAGGAAUCUAUGACUAAGAACGAGACAAAGUUGCAAGAUGAGAUUACUUCCCACACCGAAGUUGUCAAGAACGAGACAAAGAAGCACAGCCUUGGAAAGCAAGUUGGAAAGGUUGUUUUGAGCACUGCUGCAGUAGCCGCUGCUGCCGCCGUUGCUUACACUACUUACAAGGAUCACGAAGAUAAGAAAUGUGCUGAAGCUAUUAAGAUCCAGCAGAAGGUUCAAGUAAUCGAGAAGUCGACUGUCGAAGAAGUUCAGAAGACCGUUGAUACUUGGUACACCACAUUGACACAGAAGAUCAUUGUUCGCACAGAGCAAGGAGGAGAAAAUGUGUCUCAAGAUGUGACAGUGAUUGUCGAUGAGGCUCAGGCUGAUUUGGACAAGACAUUGGAAAAGAUCCAGCAUGGAUGUAUCGACAAGGCUGAGAACAGACAGUCGUUCUACAAGACAAUUCAAUGGAUCCGUACCACUACCGUCACCCAGACUACCCAGAUCAAGACUUUGGUGACCAAGAGCACCUCUACCACUAGCUCCGUAACUCUGAAGAAUCAGAUCGAGAACUACACUUUGAUUUCCAAGAAGCAGCUCGAGAAGGCCCUUGCUGUCCACGUUAGUACUGAGUCUACCCAGGUUACUAAGGGAUCUGAUGAGAAGACCGUUGUCGUUGUUCAAGAGACCCAGGAACAAAUUGUCGAGCGCACUCGUGUUGAAGUCCAGGUUGUUGUAGAAGAAACCAAGACUACCCUUACACGCUGGCUUGAUACUCUGCAUGAAGACAUUCGUGUCGUCACCCGCCGUGGUGGUCCCAAUGUCAGACAGGAAAUAACUGUUCUGAUCACCGAGGCUGAGAAAAAGAAGGCUGUCUUGAUUCAGGAGGCCAAGUUGAAGUUUGUAUCGAUCGAUCAAACUUCGGCCACUUCCCAGACUAGCACCGAAGUUACAACAUUGGUGACUACCGCCCACAAGCAGGCCCUUGAUUGCAUUGACAACGUCAACGCUACUGUGGAAUUCCAGAUUACUCUUGUGAAUGAAGCAAUUAGUCGUGUCGAUGUUGAGGAGUACCAGGUCGUUGAAGAACGAUUGACGACAAUUAUCACUCGUACCAAGGAACGCGUCUUCCACAUUCUUGAUAACGCUACCCACACUGCCAUCAGUGCAGCCUUUGAAGGCAAGACCACCACUUGGGUCGAGACAACAGAACUUCCUAGAUCAUUCGAUAAUGUCCGCGCUUUCGCUUUCGAUGUUGUUGAUACCGUUGUUGAUUACCGCAAGUCGCUCUCUAUUACAUGGCAAAAGAUCGUUUUGUCCAAGAAAGAGUCCAAGCUGUCCCAAUUUGAUUUUAGCUCGUUUGUAGCUCGUUGGUACAUCUUGUUCCAUCAGCACAAGCUUGAUCAUGUCCACGCCACCGACGAUGAAGCCAUUCGUGCCGUUCUUGUCAACGAGUUCAAGACCGCAGACAUUGAAGAUUUGGUGUCCGAGUCCGAAAUUGACCAGCUUAUUGUCACCUGGCACAACCUGGUUUUGUUUGGCGAGUCUACUUCGGCCAUUCAUCGCAUCAAGAAGCAGCAGAAUGUCCGCUACAAGACUGUUGCCAUCUCAGAUACCCUUUCCACCUCGUCCAUGGUCGAUCUUGCCAUGAGCGGUUGCAUGUGCUGGCACGCCCAGUUCUCUUCCGAAAUGUUUGGCCAGUUCUCCAAGUCCAGCACUGAUGGCUUGGUGUCUGGUACAUCCCGAUUCCUUGGACUCCAGAGCCCUCAGCAACUCGCUGUUGUAUCUGCCAAUCCUCGUGUACUCGAUGCUGCCAAGAAGGCCGGUUCUUUGACUGUCUUUGUCCAACGUGAUGAGUCCGUUACCACCACCGCUAAAUAUGAUCUUGAAAUUGACGGUUUGGAUGUCCUGGCUGAAAGUGUUCAGACAUUCUUGGAACAUAAACAAGUUACAAUUGCUAACGAGGAAAACAAGCCUGCUCGCGGUUGGUUCCAGAGAGUUAUCUCUAAGACUGCUGAUGCCUUUGAUGGAAUUGUUGGUUAAACAACCUUAUUUUUCAAUGAAUCCCAAGUAGUUUAGGUUUAUAUGUUUAUCUUAGCUUAGUUUAUAUCAAAUAUAUUAUGAAUAACUGAUUAUAUAUAUCUAUGUAUGAAUACAUAUUUUGCUUUGCAAUGAAACACAAUAAAUUUUAAAUGAAACACAAA